This is a messenger RNA of Dipodomys ordii (Ord's kangaroo rat), 10350 nucleotides long. It is a transcript of the gene Atrx, whose product is annotated as alpha thalassemia/mental retardation syndrome X-linked. Gene Ontology annotation, molecular function: ATP binding; ATP-dependent chromatin remodeler activity. The coding region runs from base 241 to 7692 and encodes 2483 amino acids. NCBI's taxonomy places the organism in Eukaryota, Metazoa, Chordata, Mammalia, Rodentia, Heteromyidae. The transcript has 35 exons. The record is from RefSeq and is a predicted model, not a curated record.
GCGGCGGCGGCGGCGUCGCUUUGUUUCCGCGGCUCCUGCGGCGGUGGCAGUGGUGACGGCUUUUGAGCUGGGGGCGACCAUCCAAGCACCAGCUGCAGGCAACUCCUAGGACUCCCGUGCAUUUCGACCGGCCUCGGACGCCAGGCAGUGCAGAGCGGCGCCCGAGGGUCGCAGAAGUCGCCCAGGCGUUCCAGCAAAAAAAAAAAAACCAAACCCAACCCAACCAAAAAAAACCAAAACAUGACCGCUGAGCCCACGAGUGAAAGCAAGUUGAAUACAUUGGUGCAGAAGCUUCAUGACUUUCUGGCACACUCCUCAGAGGAAUCAGAAGAAACAAAUUCUCCUCCUCGACUUUUGACAAAUCAAAAUAUAGAUAAAACCCGUGUUUCUGGAAAUAAUUCUGAUAUGAUGGAAAAUAAUAAGGAAGAGGGAACUGGCUCUUCAGAAAAAUUCAGAUCUUCAGGAUCAUCGAGAUCAAAAAGGAAACCUUCAAUUGUAACAAAAUAUGUAGAAUCAGAUGAUGAAAAACCUCUGGAUGAAAGUAUAAAUGAAGAAGUUUCUAAUGAAAAUUCAGAAAAUGAUAUUACUAUGCAAAGCUUGCCAAAAGGUACAGUGAUUGUACAACCAGAGCCAGUGCUGAAUGAAGACAAAGAUGAUUUUAAAGGGCCUGAAUUUAGAAGCAGAAGUAAAAUGAAAACUGAAAAUCUCAAAAAACGCGGAGAAGAUGGGCUUCAUGGGAUCGUGACCUGCACAGCUUGUGGACAACAGGUCAAUCAUUUUCAAAAAGAUUCCAUUUACAGACAUCCUUCGCUGCAAGUCCUUAUUUGUAAGAAUUGCUUUAAGUAUUACAUGAGUGAUGAUAUUAGCCGUGACUCAGAUGGAAUGGAUGAACAAUGUAGAUGGUGUGCUGAAGGUGGGAACUUGAUUUGUUGCGACUUUUGCCAUAAUGCCUUCUGUAAGAAAUGCAUUCUGCGCAAUCUUGGUCGAAAGGAGUUAUCUACAAUAAUGGAUGAAAACAACCAGUGGUAUUGCUACAUUUGUCACCCUGAACCUUUGUUGGACUUGGUCACUGCAUGCAACAGCGUAUUUGAGAAUUUAGAGCAGUUGUUGCAACAAAAUAAGAAGAAAAUAAAAGUUGACAAUGAAAAGAGUAGUAAAAUAUGUGAUCACACACCCAAAUUUUCUCCAAAGAAGAUUAGUUCCAGUUGUAAUGGAGAAGAAAAGAAAUUAGAUGAUUCAUGUUCUGGUUCUAUAACCUACAGUUAUUCAGCACUAAUAGUGCCCAAAGAAAUGAUUAAGAAGGCAAAAAAACUGAUUGAGACCACAGCCAAUAUGAACUCUAGUUUUAUUAAGUUUCUGAAGCAGAGUGAAGAAAAUUCAGAAAUCAGUUCUACUCUGAAAUUACGUCAGCUUAAGGCUUUUAAAUCUGUGUUGGCGGAUAUCAAGAAGGCUCACAUUGCAUUAGAAGAAGAUUUGAAUUUGGAAAUUGAAGCUUUGGAUGUUGUACACAAAGAGGAAUAUACCAAAGAGCUUAAAAUCACAGAUGCUAAGUGUGAAACAAAAGUACAAAAAGGAGAAAAACCCUGUACUUUGGAAAAGAGAGAGUUUUCCAAGUCAGAAGCUAGGCCUUCAAGAAAGCAGGUAGAUGGUGAGGGACACACAGAUCCGAGUGUUCCAACAGAGGAGCAGAGGGCAAGUAAAAGUACUAGUGGUGAACAUAGGAAAUCCGAUGGGAAAGAUGAACCGCAGUAUGAACCUGCCAACACUUCAGAAGACUUAGACAUGGACAUUGUAUCUGUUCCUUCCUCAGUUCCAGAAGACAUUUUUGAUAAUCUUGAGACUGCUAUGGAAGUUCAGAAUUCAGCUGAUCAUUGUGGGGAUGGUACCAGUAGAACGGAGCAAGAGCUAGAGACUUCAUCUGUAAAAUUAAAUAUGCCAAAAGACAACAAAGGAGGUAGUAAGUCAAAAUCUACCUCAGCUAAAGUAACAAAAGAAUUAUAUGUGAAGCUCACCCCUGUUUCACUUUCUAAUUCCCCAAAGAAGGGUGCUGAUAGUCAGGAAGUUCCACAAGAUAAAGAUGGCUCUAAAGGUUCUGCACUGAACCUAAAAUCCGAGAAAUGUGGACCUGGACAGGAAAACAGUGAUAAUGAGCAUGUUGAAGAAAAUGAAGUUCCUUUACUUUUAGAGGAAUCUGAUCUUCGAAGAUCGCCCCGUGUGAAGACCACACCCUUGAGGCGACCAACAGAAACCAAUCUUCCAUCAUCCAAUUCAGAUGAAGAAAGUAAUGAAACCAUGAAGGAGAAACAAAAAUUAUUAGGUCCAUUAAGAAAAAAGGAUAAGAGAAAUUCUUCUGACAGUGCUAUUGAUAAUCCUAAACCUAACAAAUUACCUAAAUCGAAGCCGUCAGAGAUUGUAGAUCAAAAUUCCGAUUCUGAUGAAAUGAUAGCAAUCCUGAAACAGGCAAGCAGAAUGAGUCCCAGUUCUUCUUCAGAUACUGACAUUAAUGAAACUCAUACAAAUCAUAAGACUCUGUAUGACUUAAAAACUCAAACAGGGAAAGAUGAGAAAGGCAAAAGAAAACGGAAAAGCUCUUCUUCUGGCUCCGAUUUUGAUAUUAAAAAAGGCAAGUCAGCUAAAAGCUCUAUAAUUGCUAAAAAGAAACGUCAAAACCAGUCUGAGUCUUCAAAUUACGACUCAGAAUUAGAGAAAGAGAUAAAAAGCAUGAGUAAGAUUACGGCUGUCAGAACCACCAAAAAAAGAGUUCCCAAUAAAAAAGACUAUGAUUCUUCUGAAGAUGAAAAACGUAGUAAAAAGGGAAUGGCCAAACAAAGGCCAAAAAGUGUGAAGAAUACCCCAGGGGGAUCAUCUGAUGAUGCUGAAAGGAAACAAGAGAGAAAGAAUUCCUGUCCUAAUGAGAUAGACAAGACUGUGGACUCAAGAGAUCAACUUCCUAAGAAGCAGCAGCCCAGUGUUUCCUUUGAUGGUACAGACAAAUCAUCUCCUGGCAAAGAGGAGAGUUUAAAUUCUCUGGAAGACAAAAAAGGUGCUAAAACGAAAGAAAAGAGUAAGCAUCUGAAAGCUAAAACAUGCAAAAAGGCACCCAUUGGCUUAUCUGAUGCUGCUGAGAAAGUCCACAGGAAAGAGCACAGUGAUGAACUCUCUGAAGAUGAUAAGACACAGAACAAAAAGGAAAUGGAAGAAAAAGAAAAGAAAACUACGGACUCAAAGAAGACAGUAUUGAAGAUGGAACAGCAGUAUGAGUCAUCCUCUGAUGGCACUGGGAAAUCACUUGAGGGCGAAGAAGUUGAUAAUUUUCCUAAGGAUAUAAAACCAAAUAAGGAUGACACAAGUGAUGGAGAAAAGAAAGGUAGAAAAGCAAAAGAUAAAAUGUCCAAAAAGAAAGAAUUAUCUGACAGUGUGGAGAAAUUGCCAGAGAAAGGAGACAGUUGUGACUCUUCAGAAGACAGAAAGACAAAGAGUAGAGUAUCUACUAGAGAGAAGAGAAAAUGCAGGUUACCCCUAAAGGCCCCACGGAAGAGUCAAGAGUGUUCAUCAUCUGAUGAGAAAUACUCCCUGAAAGAAGAUGGUUGUGACUCUUCGGAUAAGAAGCUGAGAAGAAUAGAAUUGCGAGAGAGAAGAAAUUUAAAUUCCAAGAGAAAUACCAAGGGAAUACCAAGUGGCUCAUCGUCUUCUGAUGCUGAGGAAAGUUCUGAAGACAAUAAAAAGCUGAAGAAGCCAAGAACUUCAGCUAAAAAGAAAGCAGGCAGUAUCAAGGAGAAAAAGAGAAACUCCCUAGGAGCAAGUACUAAAAGGAAGCAAAUGGAGAUUACUUCCUCAUCUUCAGAUAUAGGAGAUGAUGGUCAGAAUUCUCUUGGUGAGGGGAGCAGUGAUGAACAGAAAAUUAAGCCUGUGACUGAGAAUUUAGUCCUGUCUUCUUCCCACACUGGAUUUUGCCAAUCUUCAGGAGAUGAAGCCAUAUCUAAAUCAGUGCCUGUCACAGUGGAUGAUGACGAUGACGACAAUGACCCUGAGAAUAGAAUUGCCAAGAAGAUGCUUUUAGAAGAAAUUAAAGCCAAUCUUUCCUCUGAUGAGGAUGGGUCUUCAGAUGAUGAACCAGAAGAAGAGAAAAAAAGAAAUGGAAAACAACUUGAAGUCAAUCCAGGAGAUGAAGACACAAAAAAUCCAGUCAAUUCUGAAUCAGAUUCAGAUUCUGAAGAAUCUAAGAAGCCAAGAUACAGACAUAGGCUUUUGAGGCACAAGCUGACUGUGAGUGAUGGAGAAUCUGGAGAAGAAAAAAACACAAAGCCUAAAGAGCAAAAGGAAGCCAAAAUUCGAAGUAGAAGGAAGGUGAGCAGUGAAGACUCAGAAGAUACUGAUUUUCAGGAAUCAGGAGUUAGUGAAGCAGUUAGUGAAUCUGAAGAUGAACAGCGGCCUAGAACAAGGUCUGCAAAGAAAGCAGAAUUGGAAGAAAAUCAGAGGAGUUAUAAACAAAAAAAGAAAAGGCGACGCAUUAAGGUUCAAGAAGACUCAUCCAGUGAAAACAAGAGCCAUUCUGAGGAAGAAGGAAAGGGAGAAGAGGAGGAUGAAGAUGAGGAGGAAGAGGAUGAAAAUGAUGAUUCUAAGUCUCCUGGAAAAGGCAGAAAGAAAAUCCGGAAGAUUCUUAAGGAUGACAAACUAAGAACAGAAACCCAAAAUGCUCUUAAAGAAGAGGAAGAGAGACGGAAGCGUAUUGCUGAGAGGGAGCGUGAGCGAGAAAAAUUGAGAGAAGUCAUAGAAAUUGAAGAUGCUUCACCCACCAAGUGUCCAAUAACAACCAAGUUGGUUUUAGAUGAAGAUGAAGAAACCAAAGAACCUUUAGUGCAGGUUCAUAGAAACAUGGUUAUCAAAUUGAAACCCCACCAAGUAGAUGGUGUCCAGUUUAUGUGGGACUGUUGCUGUGAGUCUGUGAAGAAAACAAAGAAGUCUCCAGGUUCAGGGUGCAUUCUUGCCCACUGCAUGGGCCUUGGUAAGACUUUACAGGUGGUAAGUUUUCUUCACACAGUCCUCCUGUGUGACAAAUUGGAUUUCAGUACAGCUUUAGUGGUUUGUCCACUUAAUACCGCUUUGAAUUGGAUGAAUGAAUUUGAGAAGUGGCAGGAGGGAUUAAAAGAUGAUGAAAAGCUUGAGGUCUCUGAGUUAGCCACUGUGAAACGUCCUCAGGAGAGAAGUUACAUGCUUCAGAGGUGGCAAGAAGAUGGUGGUGUGAUGAUCAUAGGGUAUGAGAUGUACAGAAAUCUUGCUCAAGGAAGGAAUGUAAAGAGUCGGAAACUAAAAGAAAUAUUUAAUAAAGCUCUAGUUGAUCCAGGUCCUGACUUUGUUGUUUGUGAUGAAGGCCAUAUUCUUAAAAACGAAGCAUCUGCUGUUUCCAAAGCUAUGAAUUCUAUACGAUCAAGGAGAAGGAUUAUUUUAACAGGAACUCCUCUUCAAAAUAACCUGAUUGAGUAUCAUUGCAUGGUUAACUUUAUCAAGGAAAAUUUGCUUGGAUCCAUUAAGGAGUUCAGGAACAGAUUCAUAAAUCCAAUCCAAAAUGGUCAGUGUGCAGAUUCUACCAUGGUAGACGUCAGAGUGAUGAAAAAACGUGCUCAUAUUCUCUAUGAGAUGUUAGCUGGCUGUGUUCAGAGGAAAGAUUAUACAGCAUUAACAAAAUUUUUACCUCCAAAACAUGAGUAUGUGCUGGCUGUGAGAAUGACAGCUAUUCAGUGCAAGCUUUACCAAUACUACUUAGAUCACCUAACAGGUGUAGGGAAUAACAAUGAAGGUGGCAGAGGAAAGGCAGGUGCAAAACUUUUCCAAGAUUUUCAGAUGUUAAGUCGAAUCUGGACUCAUCCUUGGUGUCUGCAACUGGACUACAUUAGCAAAGAAAAUAAGGGAUAUUUUGAUGAAGAUAGUAUGGAUGAAUUCAUAGCUUCGGAUUCUGAUGAAACUUCCAUGAGUCUAAGCUCUGAUGAGUAUACCAAAAAAAAGAAAACAAAGGGGAAGAAGGGGAAGAAAGACAGUAGCUCAAGUGGUAGUGGCAGUGACAAUGAUGUUGAAGUGAUUAAGGUCUGGAAUUCCCGGUCGAGAGGUGGUGGCGAAGGGAAUCUGGAUGACACCGGAAACAACCCCUCUGGAUCUUUAAAGCUGGACGAAAGUAAAGCUACGUCAGCUUCUAAUCCAAGCAGCCCAGCUCCAGACUGGUACAAAGAUUUUGUAACAGAUGCUGAUGCUGAGAUUUUAGAGCAUUCUGGGAAAAUGGUACUUCUCUUUGAAAUCCUUCGAAUGGCAGAAGAAAUUGGGGAUAAAGUACUUGUGUUUAGCCAGUCUCUCAUAUCUCUGGACUUGAUUGAAGAUUUCCUUGAGUUGGCCAGUCGGGAGAAAACAGAAGAUAGAGAUAAACCUCUUAUUUAUAAAGGUGAAGGGAAGUGGCUCCGCAAUAUAGACUACUACCGUUUAGAUGGCUCUACCACUGCACAGUCACGCAAGAAGUGGGCUGAAGAGUUCAAUGAUGAAACCAAUGUGAGAGGGCGAUUAUUUAUCAUAUCCACCAAAGCAGGAUCUCUUGGAAUUAAUCUGGUAGCUGCUAAUCGAGUAAUUAUAUUCGAUGCUUCUUGGAAUCCAUCCUAUGAUAUCCAGAGUAUAUUCAGAGUUUAUCGCUUUGGACAAACAAAGCCUGUAUAUGUAUAUAGGUUCUUAGCUCAGGGAACCAUGGAGGAUAAGAUUUAUGACCGGCAGGUAACUAAGCAAUCUCUGUCUUUCCGAGUUGUGGAUCAGCAGCAGGUUGAGCGGCAUUUUACCAUGAAUGAGCUUACUGAACUUUAUACUUUUGAGCCUGACUUAUUAGAUGACCCUAAUUCUGAAAAGAAGAAGAAGAGGGACACUCCCAUGCUGCCAAAGGAUACCAUACUUGCAGAACUUCUUCAAAUACAUAAAGAACACAUUGUAGGAUAUCAUGAACAUGACUCUCUGUUGGACCACAAAGAAGAGGAAGAGUUGACUGAAGAAGAAAGAAAAGCAGCUUGGGCUGAAUAUGAGGCAGAAAAGAAGGGACUGACCAUGCGUUUCAACAUACCAACUGGGACCAAUUUACCCCCUGUUGCUUUCAACUCUCAAACUCCUUAUAUUCCUUUCAAUCUGGGAGCCCUGUCAGCAAUGAGUAACCAACAGCUGGAGGACCUUAUUAAUCAAGGAAGAGAAAAAGUUGUGGAAGCAACCAACAGUGUGACAGCAGUGAGGAUUCAGCCUCUUGAAGAUAUCAUUUCAUCUGUAUGGAAGGAAAACAUGAAUCUCUCUGAGGCCCAAGUGCAGGCAUUAGCCCUGAGUAGACAAGCCAGCCAGGAGCUUGAUGUGAAGCGGAGGGAAGCGAUCUACAAUGACGUAUUGACAAAACAACAGAUGUUAAUCAGCUGCGUCCAGCGAAUACUUAUGAACAGAAGGCUUCAGCAGCAGUACAAUCAGCAGCAGCAACAACAAAUGACUUACCAGCAAGCGACACUGGGCCACCUCAUGAUGCCAAAGCCCCCAAAUUUAAUAAUGAAUCCUUCCAAUUACCAGCAGAUUGAUAUGAGAGGAAUGUAUCAGUCGGUGGCCGGUGGGAUGCAGCCCCCACCACUUCAGCGUGCCCCACCCCCCAUGAGGAGCAAAAACCCAGGACCUUCCCAAGGGAAAUCAAUGUGAUUUUGCACUAAGAGCUUAAAGGAUUGUUAAAAUCAUAGAAAGAUCUUUUAUUUUUUUAGGAAUCACGACUUAACAGAACUCAACUGUAUAAAUAGUUUGGUCCCCUUUAAAUGCCAAUCUUCCAUAUUAGUUUUCAAUUUUUUUAAAUAGGGCAUACCAUUUCUCCCUGACAUUUGUCAGUGAUGUUGCCUAGAAUCUUCUUACACACAAUGAGUACAGAAGAUAUUUCAAAUUGUUUUCAGUGAAAACAAGUCCUUCCAUAACAAUAACAGCUCCCCAGUUUCCUCUCAAAUUUUUAUGCCUGCUUUUAGCAACCGUGAAAUUGUCAUAAAACUAAUGAAUUUAGAAAAAGAAUAUAAAGAUUUCUAUAUUCGUUCUUUACAUAUGAAAACCACACAGCUGAGUUCUUAGAGUUGAUUCCUCAAGUUAAUGAGCUACUUUUGUACUUAACCCAUUUCUGGAUUAGAGUAAUUGAAAUGGUCUUAAUGUUCUUUUGACUGAAGUCUGAAACUGGGUUCCUGCCGAUUUGUGUCCGUGGUUGAAAGUUGGAAACUAAGAAUUAUCCUUGACACAGAAUUGUGUGCAAUAUCCUUCAAUCCUACUACUACUCUAAAGUCAGGGAGGAGUCUGGCAGGUAGCGUAGCAUUUUAGAAACAGCCUUAAGUACAGCCUAAGAAGAGAAUUCCUUAUUCUUCUAGAGUGUUUCUGCCAUUUUUAUUUUCAGUUCAAUGUGCUGAAAGAAUUCCUGGUAAACUUUCAGGGUUGUGGAUUCUCUUCCCCACAUGCAUUUUCUUUCUUUCCUCUGGCACUGAUACAAAGCACAUCUCCUCUCUGCACGGUGCCAGUGCUAGUGCUUCAUCCUGUUGCUGGCAGUGGGAUGUGGACUGAGAAAAUCAAGUUUCUAGCAUUUGGGGAGAUGAGCGCUGAAGUUGUGGUUGUGGGUUCACACCCUGUUUUUAGAAACAACACCAAAAUGGCAGAACCAUUGCUGACUUUAAGUUCACAUGAGGAAUGUGCUUGAACAAUUCCCAGUACUGUCAGUAUUGUGAGAUAGAUAAUUCCUCUUUUUAAAGAUAAGGAUCACUGGCUUCUAUGCUUUUCUGUUCUCUCAUCACUGUUCUGUUCCCAAAUUUCCUUACAUUUUUCUCAAAAAUUUUUAGAGCUUAUAUAUAUAUAUAUAUGCAUAUAUAUAUGUAUUUUGUUUUCAGUUUAGAUCUGUGAGGUGACUUCUUAAUGGAAAUUAAUUCAUGUAGUAUUCUUUUUUGAAAUUUUACUUAAAAACCCAUUACCUUUCUUUUUCUUCAGGUUUUUUUUAAAGACAUAAUUUUAUUCAUAUUCCUUUUGGUUGCUUGAAUUUCCUAAAGAAAAGGAUUGUUUUUGACUACCAGAGUCAACUCAACAUGGCAAAACCAUUUUUGAGAUGGUGAUGAAACAGGUUAAAAACAGAUAAAAGAAUUCUGGGGUUAGGGUGGGGGAGCUGCAUGGAGGAUUUGCUUUGCUCUCACUGGAUUAGGAUGAUCUGAACAUUAGCUAAAUUUUUUUGGAGUCAUUUGGAUCCGAAAGAGGUUUCCAUUUUUAUCUUGGAAGAACUUCGUGGGAAACUGUCCAUAAGCACUAGAAUUAUAAUAUAGAACUUGUGAGGUCCAGUGGACCCACCCCCUGCCCUCCAUUGGUAAAAUGUUGCCAACCAAAUGUGUGGAUUUAGAUAUCACACCAGCCAUAUCACAAAAUUUAUUUAAUUGGGAUGGGUGUGGAGGGGUGCAGGUGUAUGUUUACUUUAGAAGCAAUGAAAAAGACAAGAUUUAUGAUAUAAAUAUCUGAGGCUAGUAGUCUCUUGGCCAACUGUUGCCAGUUGGUGUUUCUAAGUCCAGAUCACUUUAAACCUCAUUUACCAGACCUGGGGAUUUUCAGCAUGGUCUAAUUAUUUACUCAAAGCUAUAGAUGUGAACAUUAUAGGCAACCUUCUAAACCGUUUCAUUGUGGAUUCCACUCUGAACUUAAAGAAUGAUACUUAGAAGGACUAAUUGGAAUCAGAGUUUGAAAUAAAACUUGGACCACGUUGCAUACACUUUCCUCACUUGACAUUUUUAGCUACAUAAUCUGUACUUUGAGUAUAACAUCGAGUUUUAACAAAUAAUCUGAAGAUAAAAACCACAUCAAAUACUAAAAAAGGCUCAUUUUUUAUAUUUGUUUUAGAUGUUUUAAAUAGUUGCAAUGGCUUAAAAAUGACGAUUUAAAAUGUUGCUUGUAAUACAGUUUUGCCUGCUAAAUUCUCCACAUUUUGUAACCUGUUUUAUUUCUCUGGGUGUAAAGCGUUUUGCUUAGUAUUGUGAUCUUGUAUAUGUUUUGUCCCAGUUGUAUAGUACUGUUUCAGUCCAUCAUCCAGCUUUGGCUGCUGAAAUCAUACAGCGGGGAAGACUUGCCUUUGUUUCUGUUAGACUGCUUUUUGGUUCUGUAUUGAGUAUCUUAAGUACUGUAGAAAAGAUGUCAUUUCUUCCUUUAAGGCUGUUUUGUAAUAUAUAUAAGGACUGGAAUUGUGUUUUUAAAGACAAGCAUUCAAGUAUGACAAUAUACUAUCUGUGUUUUCACCAUUCAAAGUGCUGUUUAGUAGUUGAAACUUAAACUAUUUAAUGUCAUUUAAUAAAGUGACCAAAAUGU